UCGAAAUUUUCCACUGCGCGAAACCAGUUCUGGCGAGAAAGUUGCAAGAAUUCGCGACUCUGGUCGCAGUUCAGCGAAUGUCCUCCUGACCAACGCCAUGGCUAUAAUAGCGCAAGGACUAUGUGUGCCGCAGAGGUAUGUGUUGGCCUUCAUGGGGUUCCUCGCCAUCGCCAACGGCUACAUCCAGAGGUUCUGCCUGAGUCUCGCCAUCACGGAGAUGGUUGUCCCCCACGACAGGGAGGAUCACGAUGCAGAUGAUAUGGUAGACUUGUCGUCCUGCCCCUACCAGUCCGUCAACUCCUCCAUCACCGACGCCAUCAUCCAUACCUCGACACAAUUCGACUGGUCGGAGCGGACCCAGGGUGUCAUCCUGAGUGCGGUGUUCUGGGGCUACGUCCUGACCCAACUGCCGGGAGGUCUGCUUGCCGAGAGGUUGGGCGGAAAGCACGUGUUGGGAGUUGGGCUGCUGGUAUCGACGUUGGGCACUCUGCUCACCCCGGAGGUCGCCAACCUGGGACCUUACUGGCUGGUAGCUGUUCGCUUCUGUAUAGGGUUAGGCCAGGGUGUGAUGUACCCGUCCCUGAACGUGAUGUUGGCCCAGUGGGCGCCUCCCCAGGAGAGAGGGAGGCUGGGGGCUGCCAUCUUCGCUGGAGCCCAGAUCGGGAACGUGGUCUCGAUGGCGGUGGGCGGUCUACUGAUGCGAUACACGGAGGGUGGUUGGGUCAACGUCUUCUAUGUCUUCGGCGCUAUAGGACUCGUCUGGCUCGCGUUAUGGGAGAUUCUGUGCUACAGUGAGCCUGAGAGCCAUCCGUUCAUCAGCGACGAGGAGAAGCAAUUCCUCAUGACUCAGUCGGUGGGGCAACUCAAGAGGCGAAAGGAUCUGCCGCCUACACCUUGGCGUUACAUCUUCACAUCGGUACCGCUCUGGGGUCUCAUCAUCGCUCAGAUCGGACACGACUGGGGUCUCUUCACCAUCAUCACCGAUCUGCCCAAGUACAUGAAGAGUGUCAUGCACUUCUCCAUCGCUCAGAACGGUAUCCUGUCAGCCGCUCCAUACCUGGCCAUGUGGAUAUUUGCUGUUAUCUGUGGAGGACUUGUUGACUUCUUGGUCUCCAGAAAAAUUCCAAUCACGACUGUCCGCAAGAUCUUCAUUUCGAUAGCCGCCUCUGGUCCAGCCUUUGGUAUCCUAGCCGCCACGUACUCCGGCUGUGACAAGGUCCUGGUUUCGAUGUUCUUCACGAUCGGCAUGGGUCUGAUGGGUGCCUUUGUGCCCAGUCUGAAGGUGAACGCCCUUGACCUCAGCCCCAACUACGCCGGUACUCUCAUGGCUCUUGUUGGAGGUAUAGGAGCGAUCUCCGGUAUCAUCACUCCCUACUUGGUCGGCCUUCUAACACCAAACAGCACCUUGCUGGAGUGGCGACUUGUCUUCUGGAUCGCCGUGAUCGUGCUGGUGUCGACAAACGUGGUCUAUCUCCUGGUAGGAUCCGCAGAGGUCCAGGAAUGGAACGACCCCUUGGCUCUGGAGGACGGCAGGAAGCCGAGUAUCAUCCCCAGGAAGCCCAGCCACCAGGAGAAGUUCUCCCCCAACGGACUGGAGUCUGGAGCCGUGGCCACGUGAGACACCGGACUGGACAGGAUUUGAAGACUUGAAGGGGAGUUGGAGGACCGACUAUGCCUCCUUGACUCUUGGGUGGAUCUUCCAGCGUUGUGAAGAUCUGGAUUAAACUAACUAAGUUCUUUUCCGUUAUUCUCCUCUCGGUAACUAAAUAUGGAGACCAGUUUAAUCUGGUGAUCUUCUUAUGU
This is a messenger RNA of Homalodisca vitripennis (glassy-winged sharpshooter), 1803 nucleotides long. Its product is annotated as putative inorganic phosphate cotransporter. The coding region runs from base 98 to 1618 and encodes 506 amino acids. Lineage: Eukaryota; Metazoa; Arthropoda; Insecta; Hemiptera; Cicadellidae. The record is from RefSeq and is a predicted model, not a curated record. Gene Ontology annotation, biological process: monoatomic anion transport; transmembrane transport. The transcript is spliced from 9 exons. Gene Ontology annotation, molecular function: transmembrane transporter activity.